UCUGCUCCCCAAAGUCCAAGGGUGUCACAGGUUCACGGCUAGCUCACAAUGUCCAAGAAGAUCCUGAUCAGAGCUGAUCUCAUCGGCGACAAGUGCAAGAGCAAGAUCCUGGCAACUGCUGCCAAGCUCAAGGGGAUCAAGUCCAUGGACAUUGACCAGGACAAGUGCACGCUGACGGUGGUCGGCACCGUCGAUCCGGUGCGGCUCCUGCAGUGUCUCAGGAAGUCGUGCUUCGCCGCAGUUAUCAUCAGCGUCGCAGACGACAAGCCAAAGGAGCCAGAGAAGAAGAAGGACCCCUGCCAGGAGGCCUGCGAGAAGGCCUGCAAGGACAUGUGCGAGAUGGCUUGCAAGGAGGCGUGCUGCAAGAAGAUGUGCGUGAUGGUUACUUGCAACGAGGCGUGCUGCAAGAAGAAGUGCGACACGGCUACUUGCAAUGAGGCGUGCUGCAACAAGAAGUGCGACAUGGCUUGCAAUGAGGCGUGCUGCAAGAAGGUGACGGCGUCCUGCUACCCGUCCCGCUGCACGCCGGGCUGCGACUCCAGCCCCUGUGGCCUGCCCAGCUGCCGCUUCUACAUCUACGGCUGCGUCGUGCGCAAGCCGCCACUGGGACACGGCUGCAACAAGGGGAGGUCACGCGGACUCAGAGGAGAAUGCGGCAUCCAGUAGCCGUGGAUUCAUCAUCGAUCGUCCUGCAAGCUAAGAUUCUGCAGGAGCAUGUAUGGCGGUUUGCCGUGUCGUUGGAGU
Molecule: messenger RNA, 744 nt
Organism: Triticum dicoccoides
Lineage: Eukaryota; Viridiplantae; Streptophyta; Magnoliopsida; Poales; Poaceae
Product: keratin-associated protein 9-4-like
Exons: 3
Coding region: 49-666 (205 amino acids)
Molecular function (GO): metal ion binding
Source: RefSeq, a predicted model, not a curated record